AUGUGGUCCCGCGAUGUUUGUCAGAUGGGAUGGGAGUGGAGAACUCGGGAGAUGGGAGAGAGAGGAUGGGUCCAAGCGUUGUCGCUAUCGAUAAGGCGGCCAAAAAAGUUCGAGGCCGAAAUUGAAUGCGACGACGAAACAGAGUGCUACCACUCGCCUUUCACCCCCAACACCAACAUGUCGCUUGAGGAGAGACUGACCAAGAUUCGGGACAACCCGAAGCUGCAGGGCCAGCAACAGACUCAUGUGCUGCUCUCGGCCAUUGAAGACACCCUCCGCCAGCAAAAGUCAGAAGUGACGCCGACAGCAUACUUCGCUGCGCUGCUGUCACUCCUCCCCCGCCAGAUCUCUGCGCAGGGCAUCGCAAAUAAGGACACGGCGACAUCUACUAUCUAUCUUCUCGACCUCGUCACCCCCCACGUCCCCGCCCCGCUGCUGCGAUCCAAGUUUACCGACAUCCUCACUACGCUUGCCCCUGCCCUCACACACAGCGAAGCCGAUGCGCCGCUGCUACGGUCAUCGAUUGGAUGUCUAGAGUCGCUGUUGGUGGUGCAGGAUGCGCGCGCUUGGGAGCUGCCACAGACGGAGAUUAGCCCGCGGAGGGCUGUGGCCGGACUGCUCCAGAUAUCGGUCGAUCACAGGCCAAAGGUGAGGAAGAGGGCGCAAGAGGCGCUUGCAAAGGUGCUGGCGAAUCCACCACCAAGCCCUGCGUUGGACCACCCUGCAGCAGACAUGUGCGCCGAGACUGCGCUGAAAAUGCUGCACGAGAUUGCCCAGGCAGUGGCCAAGUCGAAGAAGAAGGGCAACAAGGAUGCGCAGAACAAAGAUCCAGAUCUGAUACAUGCACUGCAACUCAUCAAGACGAUUGCAACAUCAUCUGGUGGUUGGCCAAGCAGGAAGAUUGAUGUGCUCUGCGAGCUAUUACUGAACAUCUCAAAGUCGACCAAUGAAUUCCUGACCAUGGCUGCCUUUGAGAUUUUCGAGGUCAUCUUUGCCGGUAUGGCUGAUGAACUUGCGUCUGCGAAGCUGCCCCGUCUGCUCGAGGUCAUCUCGGAGCUUCAGCCCUCGAAAAAUGAUUCACAACUACUUCCUCCCUGGAUUGCUGUCAUUUCGCGAGGUUACGAAGUCUCUGCCCAAAUAGAGCCCGAAGAUUCCUUUGUGAAGCUGCCAGAGCUCUUCACCGUGAUGUCCGGCUUUUUGACAUCGUCCUCGCACAACAUCCGCAUCUCCGCUUCUGAAUGCCUCAUUUCUUUCCUUGCAAACCUGAUACCCGACAGCGUCAUUCUCGAGCCCUCAGUGUAUGAUGAAAAGAUUCUGGAGAAGGUGGCAAAGAUUGCACAAGACUUGUUGAGCGUCAAAUAUCAGGCUGCGUGGAUGGAGGUCUUCAGCAUGCUGUCUGCUAUGUUUGAGACGCUCAGAUGGCGUUCAGAUCCGCUUCUCCGGUCCGUGUUGAGGACAGUGGGCGAGCUUCGAAGCAACGAGAGCUUUGCAGGCAAGAAGGAGGCUGAUGCUGUCAUCUCAAGAGCUAUCAGUGCAAUGGGUCCGGAUGUCGUCUUGGAAAUUCUGCCGUUGAAUCUUCCACGGCCGCCACCUGGACAGACUGGACGAGUAUGGAUGCUACCAUUGCUUCGCGAUUCCGUACACAACACCAAAUUGGCACACUUCAAGACUGUAAUGGUACCACUCAGUGAGGAAUUGUAUCAAAGAGUCAUCGAUCAUGGCGAGCGGGAGAAGACUAUGGAAGUGAAGGUGUUUGAGACUGUCGUGCAGCAAAUUUGGUCGAUCCUUCCUGGGUACUGCGACUUGCCGCUCGACUUGAUCGAAGCUCUCGACCAGGGGUUCUGUGAGCAAAUCGCCAACUUGUUAUAUGGACAGGCCGAACUUCGAACAGAUAUCUGCCGCGCUCUCCAAAAUCUAGUGGACAGCAACAAAGCUAUCAUUGAGCUGGAAUCGGACGAUGAUCUCCUUGCGCAAGCUCGCAUUUCCAAGGCUGGAGCGAAGCAGAACCUAGAACAUUUGGCUGGGUUCGCGAGCAACAUGCUUGCAGUCCUGUUCAAUGUGUACAGCCAGACGCUUCCUCAGUAUCGAGGUACUAUUCUUCGAACUAUCAACGCUUACUUAAGUAUUGUCCCUGAGAAAGAACUCAUGGAGACGUUCGAGCGCGUCGCAGCGAAUCUUGAAGCAUCGCUCCCGGAGACUGGUUCGCAGAGGCAAGCAGACAAGCAAAAGAUGGGCAAAGAUCAAACCAAGAUGCCACCGAUGAGUCACACACUCAUGGACCUGAUCAUUACGAUUGCUCUUUACCUCCCCCGAGACAGCUACCGCUCGCUCUUCCGCAUGGCUGAGAUCAUGAUCAACAAGGAUAAUGACCCACAGUUGCAGAAGAAGGCAUACAAGCUCAUUCCUCGACUUGCGGAGUCUGAAAUGGGCAAAUCAGCUCUAAAAGACCGCAACGGCGAGCUGCAGAUACUGCUCCUGAACAGUGCGGAAAAAGCCUCGGCUCCUGCCCGGAGAGAUCGUUUGAAUGCAAUCCUGCAGGUUAUCGAGUUCUUACCAAAAGACGACUUGCACUUCAUUCCCUCUGUUCUUUCCGAAGUUGUCAUCUCGGCAAAAGAGACGAAUGAGAAAGCGCGAGAGGCUGCAUACAACCUUCUUGUUGCCAUGGGUGAGAAGAUGGCAGAAGGUGGUCAAGUGGUCCAGACCAAGGUUCCCAACAUGCCUGCAGAUGCGCCAACGGUAGAGGCUUCUCUUGAGGAGUACUUCACCAUGGUGUCAGCCGGUCUCGCCGCAUCAACACCCCACAUGAUUUCCGCCUCCAUCACCGCCGUAACUCGUAUCCUCUUCCAGUUCCACACACGCAUCUCCCCCGAGACCAUUGCCAAUCUCUGCGAUCUCAUGGACAUAUUCCUCCAAAACCCCAAUCGAGAGAUCGUGCAGAGUGUGCUGGGCUUCGUCAAGGUUGAAGUCAUCUCUCUUCCUGAAUCUCUUAUCCGCCCUCGCCUGAACACCCUUCUCACCAACCUCAUGGUUUGGAGUCACGAGCACAAGGCGCACUUCAAAGCCAAAGUCAAGCACAUUGUUGAGCGCAUGGUGCGCAAAUUUGGUGUUGAAGCCGUUGAACGCGCCUGCCCCGCUGAAGAUCGCAAACUCAUUGCCAAUAUCCGCAAAACACGCGAGCAGCGCAAGAAGAAGAAGCAACAGGCCGAGGAAGACGGCGAGACGCCUGCUGCAGAAAAGCCAAAGGGCAAAUUUGAGAGUGAAUACGAUCAAGCCGUCUAUGGUAGCGAGAGCGAGGAGAGUGAGGCUGGCGAUUCAGAGGAAGAGUUUAUCAAGAGUCAGACGAAACAGCAACGGGGUGGUGCGAAGAGCGGGAAAACAUAUAUCAUUGAAGACGAGGAUGAACCGCUCGAUCUGCUCUCCAAGCGCGCCCUUGGAAACAUAUCCUCCACCAAACCCCUCCGCCAACGCAAGGCACCGACCAAGAUGAAGGCACGCACCAAUGAAGACGGCAAACUCGUCCUCGGCGACUCGGACGACGAAACUGGCGCGGUCAAGAUUAAGAAGACCAAGGCAGCCGACGACGAAGACGUCCUCAUGGACAUUGACGACAACGCCACCUCCCUCGAAGCCGGUAUCAACGCCUACGUCGACGCCAUCCGUGGCCGCGACGCCGCCCAGCGUGGCCAAAAGGGCAAACUCAAGUUCAGCAACAAAAAGACAAAGGACGACGAGGAAAUGGAUAUGGAAGAUGAUGGGGCCGAAGCCGGAUGGCAGGACAUUCGCAAGGCGAAGAGUGGACACGGAGGGGGAGCGCAGAGUCAGCGCAAGGGACUUGGGCAGGAGAGAACGAGGGGGGGCAAUAUUGCUGGUGGGAGAGGCGGUGGGUUUAGAGGUGGGAGGGGUGCUAGUGGGAGAGUGGAAAAGCCGAAGAGUCCGCGGGCGGGUGGGGGUGCUGGACGGGGUGGGAGAGGAGGGUUUGGAGGACGAGGGAGAGGGGGUUGGAGUGGGCCGAAGUGA
This is a messenger RNA of Plenodomus lingam JN3, 4017 nucleotides long. RefSeq lists its product as uncharacterized. Lineage: Eukaryota; Fungi; Ascomycota; Dothideomycetes; Pleosporales; Leptosphaeriaceae. The record is from RefSeq and is a predicted model, not a curated record.